This is a messenger RNA of Verticillium nonalfalfae, 1599 nucleotides long. RefSeq lists its product as uncharacterized. Bases 1 to 1599 code for a protein of 532 amino acids. Gene Ontology annotation, biological process: protein insertion into mitochondrial outer membrane. The record is from RefSeq and is a predicted model, not a curated record. Gene Ontology annotation, cellular component: outer membrane; SAM complex. Lineage: Eukaryota; Fungi; Ascomycota; Sordariomycetes; Glomerellales; Plectosphaerellaceae. The transcript is spliced from 3 exons.
AUGGCUGCCAAAACGACUGUGGGCGAGGGUUCCAAGCCCGACCCCAUUCAGAAGCUCAAUGCCGAUGCCGAAAGCUUGCGGCGCGAAGCAGAAUCCUCCCUCGAGUAUGCGGCCAAGCUCGAGGAGGAGAACCAGCGGCGCCAGGCCCAGAUUCUCCUCGAGCAGCAGUCGACGCCCAUGACCGUCCACAACCUCACCGUCCACGGCGCACCCAACACGCGCCGCGCCUUCCUCGAUCCCAUCCUCUCCCCCAUCGUCGCGCCCUCAGCCAACACUGCCACGACGCUCGGCGACGUCUCCUACCGUCUGCAGACGGCAUCCGCCAAGCUUGACCGUCUCGGCAUCUUCCAGCCCGCCCCCAAGAUUUUCCUCAACUCAGCCGACCAGACCAAUCCCUCGUCCACACCGACAGACGUGGACAUCGAUAUCCUGCUCGCCGAGCUUCCCCGCUACAAAUUCAAUGCCGGCACCGACGUCGGCAACUCGGAAGGUUCAGCCUUCACGUCGCUCUUGUGGCGCAAUAUAUUCGGCGGCGCCGAGCAGCUCUCCCUCAACGCGAGCACCGGCACGCGAACACGCUCCGCCUACACAGCCGAGCUAUCCGCCCCCGUGGCCUCAGACCCCGAUCGCCGCAUCGCCCUCGAGAUUCUCUCCUCCGCCGCCGACAAGCCAUGGGCCUCGCACGAGGAGGUUCUCCGCGGCGGCUCCCUCCGCUACCAGUGGCUUUCGCCGGACCGCGACAUGCACUCGAUCGAGUACACGGCCCUCUGGCGACAGCUCACGUCGCUGGGCCCCGGCGCGAGCCCGACCGUCCGUGCCGACGCCGGCGACUCGCUCAAGUCGUCCCUCCGCCACAUCUUCCGCCGCGACACGCGCGACAACCCACAACUGCCCCAGCGCGGCUACCACAUCCGCACGACGACCGAACUCGCCGGCGUCGGCCCCCUCGCCGGCGACGUCGCCUUCUCCAAGUCCGAGCUCGAGUUCGGCGGCGCCGUGCCCCUGAGCGAGCGCGCGCCCGGCGUCUCCCUCGGCGCCGGCCUCCGCCUCGGCGCCCUCUGCCCCCUGCCGCUGGGCUUCGCCUCGACCGCCGCCAUCGCGCCGAGCCGCCUCAACGACCGCUUCCAGCUCGGCGGCCCCACCGACGUCCGCGGCUUCAAGCUCGGCGGCCUCGGCCCCCACGACGGCCCCGACGCCGUGGGCGGCGACGUCUUCGCCGCCGGCAGCCUCAACCUCCUCUUCCCUCUCCCCUACCGCGGUCCCGACUCGGCCCUGCGCAUGCAGCUCUUCGCCAACGCCGGCCGCCUCGUCGCCCUGAAGCCUUCUGCUGGUGGUGGUGGUGGAGACAAGCAGGGCCGGCACGGGCACGGGCACGGGCACUCUGGCGCCGACAUGACGCCCGCCUCGGUCGCGCGCGGCCUCGCCCACGCCGUCGGCGACCUGGUCAGCGGCCCGCCGAGCGUCGCCGCCGGCGUGGGCCUCGUGUACGCCCAUCCCGUCGCGCGCUUCGAGCUCAACUUCAGCCUGCCGCUCGUCGUGCGGCGGGGCGAGGUCGGCACCAAGGGCGUGCAGGUCGGUGUCGGGAUCAACUUUUUGUAG